AGGUGAUAAGUUGGAGUAACUUGGUGGAUGAUUUGAAGAUCUUUGAACCAGGAUAUAAUCAACAUGACACAGCAAGUCCUCAUUGAUCCUCUGCAAGAGUCAGAAAUACUCCAGUCAUCAUCUUCUGAGAUAAAUCAUCAAGGCAGUGGGUCUUCAUAUCAACUGGUUGAUCUCGAUGCCACCAAAAAUAGAUCCAACAUUCUUAAAAGGACUAAUUUCCGUCAGGAAGAGCGGAAUGCCCUGGUGUCCCUCAUCUCAGAGUACAAGUGUGUCUUGGAUCGUAGAGUUUCAAAGGACGCUGGUAUGAAGUGGCGGCCAUCAAACCUGACUCCCUCAGAAGCAUGGCAUUUGAUAACUGAAAAGUAUAACAGUCAACCAGGGUUCUGUAAAAGGGACGCCUCUCAACUCCGCAAGUGUUGGAUGAAUAUGAAGGCACGUUCACAAUUUUCAGUGGCACAGAGACGGCAACUUGGACUAGAAUGCUCUUCUUCAAGGCCGCCCUCUCGGGGCUUUAAGUCAAGACAAAAUGUGCCAGUCAGGCUCAGAAACACUAGCACCCCAACUCUCCUCAACGCUCGAUCUUUUACCAGUCGAAAAUCCAACCAUGGCAGGACAAGCAAUUCCACUCAACUGAAGGUCAAAAAGGCUGUAAAGCAGCGUACACAGCAGGAAGGAGGAUACAAUCCACAUAACGCACAACGGAGGGGGUAUCAUGUUACAAAGCCAGCACAGGAGUUUUCCAACUACCAAGGUGACUCUGAUCUGCGGCAGUUUGUACUACAGAACAAAAGAAACAGCCAACGACAGCCGCAGCCUGUACGAAUACAUAGAUCAGUAGAUGACCCACAAUCUAGGGGAGUCCAGGGAUUAUCCGAACUGAGAACAAAUCAGGGAUACCUCAUACAAGAUUUAAGAUCAGCAGAUCAGCGUAGUAGUAACAUUCAGGGACAACCUCAGAUGAUAACAGUAUCGCAGAGCUUUGCACAGAGUUCAAACAGAUCACGGCCGGUAGCAGGGCAGCCACGCACCAUUUUGUCACAAAUGGAGCAGUUCUCACCUCCUAUGCCACAACGAUUGAUGUCAAAUACCAUCACUGUUGGAGAGUUCUUGGGAAAGGCAGUUGAAGUGAGGCCUGAUGACACUCAAGCCCAUUACAGCACUUCUGCCGAAGCUACCAGUUUAGAUGUGUCAUUGCAACCUCUGCAUUCAGAGGACAAUCAUGGGUCUGCUCCGGAAUCAACAGCUGAUGAAUCGUCUAUUACUUACCAGACUGUUAGUCAAGUGAGAUCCAUUGAUAGUAUGGCUGACCUUGAGUCUGUUCUUGAUACAGGAGGACCCAUCAUAUCAAACGUCACAACUAUUAGCAAUGCAAGACACAAAGGAAGGGAAGAAACAAAUGACAAGGAUGUGGAAGAAAUUCAAAUCAUUAUCAAAACGGAAGAUGAAGAUCUUGAACAGACUUCUUCAAUAGGCACACAAACCAGAUCUGAAAGAGAUGAAUUGAGAGGGAAAGGAGCACCAAGAGGGGCUCAUAAGCAUAUUCAGCAGGAAAAUGGCAAAGGGUCAAAGAGCAGUACUGAUUCUUCAAUUAAGAAGCCAAGAAAGAUCUCCAUAGUCAUGGGAACACAAACUGAAAUAGUCCCUGAAGGUAAUGAUGAUGGCAUCUUGCAGGCGAGUAGAAAUAAAAGAGAAUCUGUGGAUGGAAAUCGGUCUGAAAAAACAAACACUGGUGAGGUUGUUCUUGCCGAAUCAAUAUCUACUUCACACGACAAAAAUGAAGAUGGAAUGUUGCAGAUAGAACCACAUUAUAUAGAGGAUGAUAUCAUGGAGCAGGAUGACAGUUUCAUUCCUGUGGAAACGGAUCCAAAGGAUCAGGAUAUUGAUGUCCACCUUGACCAAACCGAAGAUCCUCGUGGCACCUUUGAAGAGAGCAAACACCUGAAAGAACAUGAAAACAAGGAAGGAACUGGCUAUGAUUUUGCUGAUGAAGAGAGAAAAGCACAGGUGGAUCUGCUCUUUUAUGAAGUGGAGAAAGCGAAAGAGGAUGCAGGAGCUGCCAGGUGUCGGCGAGAGCUACUUGAAGUGGAGUUACAGGCAGCAAAGCAGCAGAUGGAGCUGACGAGAAGGAAGCAAGAGGCGGAGAUAGAGCUCAUGCAGGAGAAAGUUCGUCAAGAAAGAGCCAAAGCUGAUAACAUGCUGAAGACUCAACCUCCUAAUGAAAAGUAAUUCUGUGUAAUAUACGUACGCACCAGGGAACUAAGAAUAAGGUAGAGGCAUCAGGGUUUUAUCGCACAAAAACUUACUACUAAGAUUUAACUACCAUCAGAAAACAGGGCUCAAACACCAAUCAAAAUCAAUGUUUCCAUCACGUUUUAUGCAGUGGGAAGGCCUGGGGCCCGUCUUACAAAGAGUCGCGAUUGAUCCGAUCGAUACUAUGGAAAGCUAGCAAAGUCAACAUAUAGAUGAAUGUAUGUUUGUUCAAAAUAUUUUCUAGAUAAGAAUGUAUAUCCAUGAAUUCAUUGAUUUCUUGACAAUUUGUUGUGUUCUCCUUUGUUUACAAAGGACAUUUUGCAAAUUUCCUGUACUGAUGGAUUUCCAUAGAAUUACGAUUGAUUGGAUCAAUCGCAACUCUUUGUAAGAUGGGGCCCGUCUUACAAAGAGUUGCGAUUGAUCGGAUCAAUCGCAACUAUGGUAAGCCAGCAAAGUCAACCUAUAAAAUGCAUGUUUGUUCAAAAGAUUUUCUAGAUAUGAAUGUAUAUCCAUGAAUCCAUUGAUUUCUUGACAAUUUGGUGCAUUCUCCUUUGUUUACAAAGGACAUUUUGCAAAUUUCCUGUAGAAAAAAUUAUGACACUGCUGGAUUUCCAUAGUUACGAUUGAUUGGAUCAAUCAAAACUCUUUGUAAGACGGGGCCCUGGUCUGUGUUUUUCGCUCUCCUAAAAUCAAGGAACAACAAUUAAGAUGUGGGACUACAGUAGCCAUGACCCAUUUCCUAUUUAGAUCUGUUUAUGUUCUGAAGGUCAUUUUUGUGCAGGGAUUCAAGUGAUGAUAGCUGAAUAAUUGAAAUGAAGCAAACUAUGGUGAUCUUUUCUUGCAAGAGGGCAUUGCCCAAGAGCAAGUCAAAAUAAAGGAAAUUUAAUCACACAAAAAAGUGGGGUGGUCCAAGUUAGUAUGGAACUAUGAAUAUCAUCUCAACCUUAAUGCUGCAGAAAAAAAAAAUCUUGCCAAAAAUGUCAUAUAAAUUGGACAUGUUAAAAAAUGAAGCUCAAGAUUUAUUGAAGCUAUAGUUCAAAACUGACAAAAAAUCUUUCAAGGUAAGAAUAUCCAAAGUAAUAGUUAAUAAUUAUCGAUUAAAAAAAAGGUCACCAGAUAUGUAGAAUGAAUAUUGCCAAUAUGUGCAUACGAGAAAAUCAUGCUGGAAUUAUUUCAACUCCUUUUUGAAGGUUCGAGACAUAUCAUCACCCAGUAUCUGCCAUUUAAAUAUAGAAAUUGGACAAAAUAACCCCUAUUUCACUAAACACUUAUCCAUCAAAGAUGUCCAUUAUAUAAUUACUGAUUAUAUAGACUGUAUACUCCAAAGUUUAAAGUAUUUGUUAGCAUUAUCCAUUUGUUUCAUUAAAAAAUAGACGAGGCUCAGUAGUGGACAAUAUAUGAAACUAAUCACUCAACAAAAUGUGCAUUCCACAGAGGCUUUUAUUCAUUUUCACAAUACAGUCAAGACAAAGACAAAAAAAAAGUUAUAUCUAGCACAAAAUAUACAAUAUUGAGGAGGCAAUGGUACGCAGCCAAUAUGCUGGAAGGUUGUUGUACACGGUUGUGUCUUUGGGUGCAGAAGUAAUUACAUAACAAAACAAGAAAACCAAAAUAAUUAAGGCACAAAUUUACGCUUUUUUUUCAUGCUUUUGGUGUUGGGCGAGUUAUUUAGUAUCUUAGUAAACAUCAUAAUUGAUAAUUCCACUGAUACUAGCUAAAAUUACCUCCAAUUUUUUCAAGAUUUUACUUAUAUGCCUCUCUAUUGUUUUAAUAGGAUAUUAUUAUUGAGCUCUAUUAUAACAAUACUGCUUUUACAUUGUGUCUAUGAACUCAGCUGAACACAUAUAUUCAUGACGGAAGGUUCUCAUAUUGAUUUCCUAGAUAUAUGUCUAACCAAUAAAUAACUUGUGACAUUCAACACAAUUUUAUUUUCACUUAUCUGAUUACAUCAGGACAGCUUUCAUAUAGCUCUUUCAAAAACAUUUAAAGGGUACAGACAGAUAAACAAUGUACUAUGUCAGGCAUUUAAUUUCAUGACAUAGGACUGAUUUCAUCAAUCGAAUUAACAAUAAUAUUUAAACUUCUAUAGGACACAUUUUCUUUCAACAUGUGGCACUAUCUACAGAAGCGGCAGUUUGGUAUGCACACAUAUUUGCAUAUGGACCCUUUCUGUAUUUUUUCUCCAUUAUAUUAACUACUUGAGAAUGUUUGAGAACGUUAAACCAUAUUUAGGCCGGGGUAUUUUGGCAGAUCAUGUUGCCGAGGGAGGGGGCUCACACCCCCCUUGAGAUCUCGGCCGUCGACCGCACCAAAAUUUGGCACGCAGUUUGUCUGGGCCAUAAUCUACAAAAUUGUUCAGCAAUUUAUUUCAUGCAAAUUGCUUGUAAUUAGUAUACAAAAUUAUAAAUAAAGCUCCAGAUGUGCUAAUUUUUGGUGUAGAAAAAAUUGUGAUAUUAGAUAAAUUUCUUAUUGUUUUUUUUUGACAAACUUUGCUGGGGACUCUUCAGAUCAUAAACGGCAUAAAAUAAAUCCAUUUAUAACAGUUAAACUGGUUGAAAACGCACAAAAUUACUAUUUUGAGCAGUUUUCAGUCUGACAUGCACUUACAAAAUGUUAAGUAAUUUCGGAACUGCAUACCCAGGCAUUGCAAAUCUUGAAUCAAAAGGUGCGCAAGACUUGAAAGUAAAAAGUCCGCUAGUUGCACGGUAACAUUUUUUCUGCACAGCGAAAAUAUUGCGCGAAUCGUUGACUGGGGGGGGGGGGUCUCCACUCCCCCGGGGCCUAGAUAGGGUUGAACUUUUUGAUAUGGACUAGACAAUGUGGUGCUUGAAUCAUGAGUCUCGCUUGAUUUCGCAAUCAAUAAAACAUGAAAUAUAAACUUUUGGCCCCACCAUCAACACACAUGUGGUAUUACCCAAGGAUCAUUUGUACCAAGAGUGUGAGACCAAGUAACAAAAACCUUUUUCAAAUGUAACAAAUAUUACAGACUAACAGGAAGAGUUAUUACAAGGUCUCUGCCAAGACAACAACAAAAUUAGGUUCAAUAUGUAUUGCAGGGGGGGGGGGUCAGAGCUACAUACUUUAAGGAAUUGUAGUCAUUACAAACAGUUAAUACCUUUAAUGACUGUAUAAUUAUAAUUGUGUAUGCUACCUGACUGAUACACUUCAUCAUCAGACAAUUUAACAUAAUACAAAAAAAAAAAUCUAACUUCAACUCCACAUGAGCGAGUAGAUUAUACUUAACAUUGAGAAUGGUUCAUUGAGAACAAAACCAUUAUCUGAGAAAAAGAAAAGAAAAAGUUGGGCAAUUUCUAAAUAUACAGUUUACUACAUGUAUUUAUGUUUCGCAUGUUAUUUAUCUACACAGUGACUCAUUUCAAAACAGGUCUUCAAUGUCUAUUCCUGAAACAAAAUCAUUCAUUUCUUCACACAGUAACAUACUUUAAGAUGCACACAAAAAGGGGUAAUCUUUUAAUCUAAAUAUUUAUAAAUAAGACAGUUACAUGUUUGUAAUAUAAUGCUCCUGUAAUAAAAUUGAUUGAUUUUUUUCUAGC
This is a messenger RNA of Lytechinus pictus (painted urchin), 5804 nucleotides long. RefSeq lists its product as uncharacterized. The transcript has 5 exons. Lineage: Eukaryota; Metazoa; Echinodermata; Echinoidea; Temnopleuroida; Toxopneustidae. The record is from RefSeq and is a predicted model, not a curated record. Bases 64 to 2226 code for a protein of 720 amino acids.